This is a messenger RNA of Frieseomelitta varia, 799 nucleotides long. RefSeq names its product zinc finger matrin-type protein 5. The coding region runs from base 164 to 667 and encodes 167 amino acids. Gene Ontology annotation, molecular function: zinc ion binding; nucleic acid binding. Gene Ontology annotation, cellular component: nucleus; U12-type spliceosomal complex. NCBI's taxonomy places the organism in Eukaryota, Metazoa, Arthropoda, Insecta, Hymenoptera, Apidae. The transcript is spliced from 3 exons. The record is from RefSeq and is a predicted model, not a curated record.
UUUAAUCGCUAUGAAAUUGAUUUGUUUACUUCGUGUUCCUGGUUCUGACAAGUUAUUUUAUCGAUAUUAUUAAUAUUAUAGAAUGAAUACUCGAAGUUUUUUGCUAUUGUGAAUAAAAUAUUCUUUAAAUAAUUAAAAGAAUUUGAAUAAAACUUAAUUAUCAAUGGGUAAGAGAUAUUAUUGCGAGUACUGUGACAGAUCCUUCAAGGAUGAUCCAGAAGCCAGAAAAAAACAUCUUUCAAGUUUACAACAUGUGAAAAAUCGUGCAGAUCAUUAUAAUAUGUUCAAAGAUCCGGAAGUUAUAUUGAAGGAAGAAAGUUCAAAGAUACCAUGUAAAUGGUAUUUAAGCAGUGGUAAUUGCGCAUUUGGCCUUGGUUGCAGAUAUUCUCAUUACACUCCGCCAAUGAUAUGGGAACUUCAACGUCUUGUUGCAAUGAAACACCAAUCAAAAUUUAAUAUAACACCUGCAAAUAGUUGGCCAAAUCCUGAUGAUAUAAUCAAAGAAUAUUUUGAGAAUACUGCGAGUACAAGCAAUACAGAUGAUUUUAUUUAUCCUACUUGGCACAGACCAUUGGAAUUACAGAAUUAUUCCAUGUUGCCACCAUCGUUAUGGCCUAUCACACCAGAGAGCCUAGAAAAUACUACAACUUUUAAGGAAUGGAAUUAGAGAUAAUAUAAGGGGAUUAAAUCGGAUUGAAAUUUGAUCGCAGUUUUAACUCGAUAUGUGUAAAUAAUUUAAAAUGUAACCAUUGGCGAAAAAUUUGACGUUUUGUUAAUAAAUUAACAUAAAUACGAAAUA